Molecule: messenger RNA, 1091 nt
Organism: Passer domesticus (house sparrow)
Lineage: Eukaryota; Metazoa; Chordata; Aves; Passeriformes; Passeridae
Product: maestro heat-like repeat-containing protein family member 7
Exons: 7
Coding region: 4-708 (234 amino acids)
Cellular component (GO): cytoplasm
Source: RefSeq, a predicted model, not a curated record
GAGAUGCGCCGUGACUUCGUCCCCUUGUGUUCUCGCAUCGCACUCCACCUGCUUGGGCUGCUCAGCAUGGAAGGGCAUCGCUGGGAUCUGCCCUUCCUGGCAUUCCUUGUGGAGGUCCUCGAGUGCCUGGACUUGAGGGACUGUGCUGACAGCAUCCUGGAGAUCAUGUCAAGGCACCUGAGGAACGAGUGCAGGGAGAGGCGUCGCCUGGCGCUCAGAGGCCUCGUGGUGCUCAGCAAGGAUCCCUCAAUGGCCAGGAGAAUGGGCACCGUGUCUCAACGGCUUGUGGAUGUGCUGGGUGAUGCAGAUGGAGAGGUGGUCAGGAUGUCCCUUUCUGUCUUCAUGAAUGUUCUCCAGUACAAGAAUAUCCUGGUAUCCAGCACCACUGCCCCAAAGCUAGCUGAGGCACUCUUACCACUCUUUGACCAUGACAACAGUCACGUGCAGCUGCUCUCCACUCAACUUUUUGAAAAGGUGAUGGAUUUAGUAGUGGAUGAGGGGAAAAAGCCCCUGAAGAGAAUUGUGAGCCAGAGCCUGCUCCCACUCUUCUUGCACUGCCAUGAGGAGAACCAGCGUGUGGCAGAGGCCUCUAUGAAAACGCUGCAUUGUGCGACCGGGUUCCUGAAGAAGAGGGGUCUGAAGCAGCUGGUAAAGAAGGAGAAGCUGCCAAAGUUUGGCAAGUGCCUGGGAUGGCCGGGCGGCACCUGAGGGGGCAGCCAGGAGAACUUCACGUUCUCAGUCAGGCCCUUGAAGCCAUGAGCAAAGAUGACAGCCCAUCCUCCACUAACCUGGAAAUUCAGGCAAUUUUUGGACAAAGAUCUGCAGAACUAAGGUCGUCUGCUGGACUCAGAGAACCAGGGUCCCAAGAACACUAUCAGGAGACUGUGAAGAGAUCACCACCACUCAACGUCACUGGAGCUCCAGGCACAACUGAUGCUGGCCAUAGCUGAGCCUGUGGGAGGCUCCCAUAGCUCCUGCCUUCUCCCUCCCUGUUGAGAGUUCCCUCCCUCCAGCCCUCAGACCCUCCCCACCCCUUUUUUUUGCCCCCAUCUCAUCCCUUCACUUUCCCUUCCAUUAAUAAACAGUUUGGU